Haliotis rubra (blacklip abalone) is the source of this 2301-nucleotide messenger RNA. RefSeq names its product cell division cycle 7-related protein kinase-like. The record is from RefSeq and is a predicted model, not a curated record. Gene Ontology annotation, cellular component: nucleus. Gene Ontology annotation, biological process: mitotic DNA damage checkpoint signaling; protein phosphorylation. Lineage: Eukaryota; Metazoa; Mollusca; Gastropoda; Lepetellida; Haliotidae. Gene Ontology annotation, molecular function: ATP binding; protein serine/threonine kinase activity.
CGGGAAGUAAACGGGAAACAGAACGUCAACACUUGGCGCCAGAUUUCGAGAAGAAAAGCGACAGCCUGUUUGAAGAAAACUGAGAAUGAGUGAAACUGAAACCCUUACUGACCAGAGCAUGGCAGAAAGCACGGAUAUUAAUGAUGGACCCAAGAAAUUCUGCCCCCCUUCCACGCCAGAGUCACUACCAAUUGAUGUACAAGAGGAGAUUGAGUGCCUGUAUGAAUUUGUUCCUGAGGUUGCUCAACACUUUAGAAACAACAAGAUAGGAGAAGGGACAUUCAGCUCUGUGUUCCAAGCUUGUCUCAGACAUCACCCGGAAGUAAAGCAGCAGUUUGCCCUGAAACACAUCAUUCCGACCAGUCAUCCAUCUCGGAUUGAGGGAGAACUACGGUGCUUGCAGGAAAUUGGGGGAUGCGAGAACGUGAUAGGUGUGGAGCUAUGUAUCAGAAACAGGGACCAUGUUGUCAUCGUCAUGCCCUACUUCGCACAUGACAAGUUCCCAGAUUACGUGCUGGAGAUGUCACUGACAGAAGUACGAGACUAUAUGCUCAACCUUCUCAUAGCUCUCCGACGUGUGCACAAGUUUGACAUCAUCCACAGAGAUGUCAAGCCCAGCAACUUCCUCUACAACCGAGAGACCAAACAGUUCUCCCUGGUAGACUUUGGUUUGGCCCACCAAGCCCCAGUGUGUCUGAUGAAGAAAUGCAAGACAUCUCCCAGUGUAGAUGUAAAACUCUCCGACAAACACCACAAGUCCGUCCCACUAUCUCCAUCCAAAAAAUAUCUUCAAGACAACAAUGUCAAGUCUCCUGCAUCCACCGACUUGAAAAGGGAGCAACCGUCUGACCUGAAGCCAGGCACCAGUGGGAAACUUGCAGCACACCGACGACAGUACACACCGCCAACAUCAAAUCUUGACAUGCUCCACUUAUCCAACAAAAUUAAGUCCCCUCGUCGCAUGUUGCUUGCCAAGAGGGCUCUGAUGAUAAAGGAGGGGCAGGUCUCCAGCAAGCAGCGUUCUUCGUCUUCGUCAUCACGUCCAGGGAGCCAGAACACGUGUCAGUGUUUCGGACAGCCCAUGGUGUGCAGCAUCUGUGUUGCCAGGAGCAAUCAGACUGCCCCACGCGCCGGUACACCUGGUUUCCGCUCGCCUGAGGUUCUCAUGAAGUGCCCUGACCAAUCAACAGCUGUGGACAUCUGGUCUGCUGGGGUCAUCUUUUUAUCCCUGCUCAGUGGCCGCUACCCGUUCUUCCGAGCCAAUGAUGACGUCACAGCUCUAGCACAGAUCAUCUCCAUCAUGGGUAGUGAGGAGGUCAAGGUCGCUGCCAAGACCUUUGGUAAGCACCUCACCUGCAGCCCUGUAACCCCAGCUGUGGACCUUAAACGACUGUGUGUGAAGCUACGCAGCGCCCCCAGUCUCAAGGCUGGGAACCAGACGCAGAAGAACGCACACAUUCCAAACAAAGAAAAUUCCUCAGAUUUGUGGGAAAACGUUUCUGACUCUAUGUUUGAUUUGCUCAAACAUUUACUUGAUCUUAAUCCUGCAACGAGGAUAACUGCUGAAGAAGCCCUCAGACACCCGUUCUUUGUAGACUGAUGCAGUGUUUGUUUCUCUUGGAGAAUGGAUGAAGUUGGCCAGUAAAAUUAUGCAGACCAUGCAUUGAUCAUGAAAAAGAUCCUUAACUGGCCAAAGGAUGCCUCUUCAGAUAAAAAGGUUUUUUUUAAUUUUCAAGAGACAUCUCCAAUUUCAACCGGUGGUUUCUCAACUGGGAAAUGAGUCCUCUCAGGUCAAAACAAAGUUCCUCAACUGCCAAAAGGAGGGUUCUCAACUCUCAAAAGAAAUCCUUCAACUCCUUAAAGCAGACUUGUCUACCUCUGAAAAGGGUCUCUUUGGACAGAGAGGGCAAGACCCUGAACUCUCAAAAAGAAUUUCUUCAAGUAGCCAAAAAUGCCUUGAACAAUUCACCAUCAAAAGAGACAGUUGUCAAAAGGAGGCUUGUCAACUGUCAAAGGGAGGCUUGUCAACUGUCAAAGGGAGGCUUGCAACUGUCAAAGGGAGGCUGAUCAACUGUCAAAAGGAGUCUUGUCAGUUGUCAGAAGCAGGCUUAUAAAUAUCUCUCUGUUGUAGCCAUGGGGCUAUUUUUAUGUCAUAUAUUAAACAAGAGAUAAAUGGAGUGACUUAAAGCAGCCUAGAUAUUGACGAACUACUUCACAUAUUUUGAUACUUUACCAAAGGAGUGAAAGUUCCCAAUUGACUAUCUUUGUCAUAUGUACAUUAAAGUGAUAUUUGUACAAAUA